AUGUUUGUAUACUGGAUAAACAACUUGUGUGAGAUCAUUCAAUGUAUUUGCUGGCGGAGAAGGAGGCAAGGACGAACUUUUUUUCCUUCAUACUUUUUUUUUUCUCUCUCUCUUUUCUUUCAGUCACAUUGUCUGAGUGUUAAAGGCUGGCUUUUCUGUGCUGAACCUUGUGGACUGGUAAACGCACGACAUAGAGUAAUAUUUGGAGAAACCAAAAGAAUUUUGAAAAACCGUGGUUUGAAUUCGACCACAGAUUGGUUGGACGACAAAAUGCAAAGUGUAUUCAUCCGGACUUUUGCUACCUCAAGAAUAGAGUUCCAGCGGUACCAGCCGCGUUUUGUUAAUACCAUUAAAGAAACGGUCAAAUCGGCACAAGAAAAGUCGUACAGUAUUACUAGACCAUUGGGGUUGUCAAAACCAGUUUUGUUAAAUCAUAAAUUGUCAGACACAUACUCAUUGUCCAAUAUAUACGAGGAGUUGUUUGGUCAAAAAUCCAAAGAAAGAAGACAGAAACAACUAGACUACGAUUUGAAACACUCGCCAAUUUAUGAAGUCAAGUCAUUUGAGAAUACAAAGGGGAAAAUAUUUACUCCUCCUGUUUCGUACUUUCGACAAGACAAAUCUUUGUAUUUCCCGGAUUUUAUAGCGAAAACAUUGGCAGGUAAUCAGAGAAGUUUGUACGACUCAUUAGACAAUAGAUUAAGCAUUGUCAAAUUGUUUUCUUCUGUUGCUGGUGAGCAGUGUACCCGUUCGUACUUUAAGGUUGAAAACAAAGAUUACUAUUCCCAGGAUUAUGAUACCUUUGUGGAGGAAUAUCCCCAUACCCAGAUACUUGAUGUGAAUAUGCCGCAAAGUUGGAUCAAGGGGUUUGUGACAAACUUGAGCACAGGAAAUUUAAGAAAGACUUUGAAGCCAGCUCUGAGAUACGAGAAUUAUUUCAUCUUGCCUGGCCACAUAAUGUCAGCGGAAAUUAGAGAACAGUUGUACUGUGAUAAUCAAUGUUCCGGGUAUAUUUAUAUUGUUGAUUCGAUGGGGAAGAUAAGAUGGGCGACAAGUGGGUAUGCAACUCCUGAGGAUUUGAAAUUGAUGUGGAAGGUUGUGAAAGGGGUGCAAAGAGAAAUGACCAAGUAA
Candida albicans SC5314 is the source of this 1131-nucleotide messenger RNA. RefSeq lists its product as uncharacterized. The record is from RefSeq and is a predicted model, not a curated record. Gene Ontology annotation, biological process: mitochondrial proton-transporting ATP synthase complex assembly. Gene Ontology annotation, cellular component: mitochondrial inner membrane. The transcript has a single exon. Lineage: Eukaryota; Fungi; Ascomycota; Pichiomycetes; Serinales; Debaryomycetaceae. The coding region runs from base 1 to 1131 and encodes 376 amino acids.